Messenger RNA from Pygoscelis adeliae (Adelie penguin), 186 nucleotides. Its product is annotated as proline-rich protein HaeIII subfamily 1-like. Lineage: Eukaryota; Metazoa; Chordata; Aves; Sphenisciformes; Spheniscidae. The record is from RefSeq and is a predicted model, not a curated record. Bases 1 to 186 code for a protein of 61 amino acids. The transcript is spliced from 2 exons.
AUGGCAAACAGACCCCGGGAAGCUCCUGAUGAACCAGGCCCCCUGCCAAGGCCUGGAAGGCAGCAGGGCUCCGUAGCUGAGCUGGUCCCAGAAGCACCGGGGAGCAGACCAGGGCCACCACAGGAGCCUGGCCACCCUGGCAGGCUUGUUGACACCUCCCAACACCACCCACCUCCCACUGGCUAG